This is a messenger RNA of Cryptococcus deneoformans JEC21, 3307 nucleotides long. RefSeq lists its product as hypothetical. NCBI's taxonomy places the organism in Eukaryota, Fungi, Basidiomycota, Tremellomycetes, Tremellales, Cryptococcaceae. The record is from RefSeq and is a predicted model, not a curated record. The transcript has 7 exons. Bases 60 to 3122 code for a protein of 1020 amino acids.
CUUAUCUUCUCAACUCAUUUUCUCUUUCUAUUCAAGUUCAACUUCCUCCAGUAUCCAUCAUGACCCAUCCAGGAGCAUCAAAUCUCCCGACUACUAUCUCGAGUUCCGUCACGGGAGCUACAGCUGUAACAGGGGGCUUCGUGCAGGCCGAUGAUAGCUCCGCCCCGCAGUCAAAUUCGGUCGUCGAACCCGGUGGCGGUCUAGCUUCAUCACCCAACGUUCCUCAGCCUGGUACUUCAAUCAAUUCACAAACAGGUAAACCCCACACUGCCGGUCUCACGCGUGCUCAGCUCGAAGCGCAGAAGGCAGGAGAAGUAGCUUUCCAAGGUGGGCAAGGUUUUGCUGGUCCAGGCUUAGGGUCAUCACCAAAUGUUCCCAAGCCUGGGACGACAAUCAAUCCUGAGACUGGGAAGCCCCACACGGCUGGCCUUACAAGAGCGGAGCUCUCGGCUAAGAGAGCCGAAGAAGGGGCCGAGCAGGCAACCACCGAAUCGGAGCCCCCCUCCACUACCAUUCCCACUUCGGUAAAGCCAAUAAACACUGAAGCUGGUGAGCCUAAUACCGGCAGCCUCCCUUUAGGUGACCUCGAAGGGAAGAAGGCCCAAGCAAUCGCUGCUGCUACCCUCUACGCACCUGUUAUCCCUGUCGCUUCCAAACCAGCCGCCGAGGUUGACCCUGCAGACACAACUCAAGCGGGGGCCCUCUCAGCCAAAGAGGUCGAAGCUUUCAAGGACAAAGGCGCCGACCUUUUAGAUUCUGCCCCACAGACUGAACAGGUCAGGAGGGGAAGCGUCAAUAGUGUCGCGGAAGAGAACAAAGUGAGAAGACCUAGUGAUGUGAAUGGAAGGGAGCAAGCGGCCAGGCAGCUGGCGGGGCUUGUGCCAGAUACCAUAGAAACUGCUUCUGCUGGAUCAUCGACUCCUGGUCAGGAACUGCCUGGUGGAUGGGGUGCAAUCAAACCCACUCCUCUUCCUGGAUCAGGUCCUAAUGCCCCGACUUCACUCUAUGAAGAUGUCACUGAAGGUCUGGGUAAAAUGGGGCAAGCUGCUUUCUCUGUGAUCCCUUCCCCAAUCAAGGAUGCAUUCCACGGUCCAGGUUCUCCCAAAGGGCGACGAAGUUCUGCUACUGGAUUGAUCGAUCAGGCAAAGGCGCAAGCUAGUAAGGUAGCAGAAGGAUUGCAAGGGACUAUUCAGAAUACUCAGCGUCGUGCAUCAGCAAACUUUGGUCCCGAUGGAACAAUACGCAAGCAAGUUAUGAACUUUGUGGACGAAGCUUUCCAAAGUACCAAGGACGCUUCUGCGGCCGAAUUCGGUUUUAUCCACUCCGGCCCACAUGGUCGAGUAGCCAUUGUGCCUCGUGUAUCUCAUCCCACUGACGAAUUUGUCGGCGCUCAGCCUGGAGAACAUUCUGAUGGUGUCGGUGCUUUGCCUGGAACUGCCAAUGAGACUGGCGUGGCUGUCCUCCCUGAGGAGAAGAAGGUUGAUGCUGCAAAGGCCGCCAGCUCUGAAACCAAUCAAGGUGUCCGACCCGGCGAAGCUGUGGGCGUAGGUGCUUUAGCUGAUGUUCCUGUCGGAGCCGUUGCUGCCUCUCAAGCUGGACCUUCCAACACUCUCCCCCAAGCCAAGCACACAACGACCCACGCCGAUCAUGUCGCUGGUGUCGCACCCAGAACUUCCCUUCCUUCUGAUGAAUUCACCGGCGCUCUUCCCGGAGAACACUCUAGUGGUGUAGGUGCUUUGCCCGGGACAGUGAAUGAGGCUGGUGUCGCUGUUCUUCCAGAUGAGAAGACUCUUAAUGCUUCAGCUCCUUCCAGUGCCAUCAUCGCCAGUAUUGCAACUCCUGGCUCAUCGACUGCCGUGUCCGCAGAACCUUCGACUUCCGGUGCCGUUGCUCCGGCUAGUAUUACGGGUGCGCUCGCCAACUCCUCCUCCAACAGAGACCCGUCAAGUACUACCGUAACCGGAACUUCGACUUCUGCGGAUAACUCUUAUUCUCUCGCUCCCCCUCUCCCUGCCACUACGCUCGGUCUUGGUGCGGCUCACGGUGCUACAAAACUUGAUCCGGAUGGUACUCCCACCGCACCCGGUAGCACCACUACUACUACCUUGUCAAGCGCAACCACAUCCAUCUCUCCUGGCGAAAAGCAUUUCGCUAGCGAGACCACCCACGCCCAUGAAAGGACAAGUAGCGCUGCCAGCAUGACUGCUAUUGCUCAUGGAAGGGAGGGUAAGCCUCUUGACCGGGAAUUAGCGGCGAAAGAGUCGAAAAUUGCACCGUCACCCUUGGCAGAGUCUACCGUAGCUGAGGACCGGUCUGUAGUUAAUGGCAAGGAAACGGCUGCGGGGGUAACCACCAUUGGGCAGAAAUCAACCGCUCCGGCUACAAGUCACAUUACCUCCCUUACUCCUGGCAAAGAAGACGACGGAGUUGGUCACCCUUCUACGCAUAACAUCCCCGGAACAUCUCGCGAACCGGGGACUUACCCGACGCCCGACAAUGCGACGAACACGAAGGCUCCUGCCACUAUUGGUGUUGCAGGAUCUAAAAUAGGCCAGCACAAUGUUAAGGGUCCGAAUGAACCAGUUGAUGGGACUGGAACGGCUGGAGAGGCCGAUGCUUUGAUUAGCCAUGACGAUUCAGCCAAACAUUCCAAUGCCCUUAAGCCUGUCAAGGACAAAAUUACCGACCCUCAUGAUAAGACUUAUCCUAGUGACAGGGAGGUUGCCGAUGUGCCUGACAUCAAAACCACUGGGGAGGAUAACACCAAGGCUACAAAAUCUCCAGCUGCUCCUGGUAUAGAGUCAGCAGCUGAGAAGCUUAAGACAGAAAGGCCGACCACCCCCACCAAGGGGACAGAGACUGGACCUACCAUUCCUGUCAAGGGCCACACAGAAGCUGUGGACAAGAAGUCCACGGCAACUGCUGCUGGUACUGGUGCUGCUGCCGUUGGUGGUGCAGGUGCAGCUGGAGCAGGCACUUCCUCUACCAUUGCUCCUACUCACAAAUCUCAAUCCUCAACGGACAACCCCGUAUCGCCCACCACCAGUACAGGCUCCGGAACCACCCCCAAGAAGAAGACUGGUUUUAUGAAGAAGUUGAAGAAUAAGUUGGCGCAGAUAUGAUCAGCACUACAGAGGAUACGAUAGCACCAAUCAUUGCGAAGGUUAAGGAGUGUACUCCUAGGGAAGUGAAUGAAAGUAAUAAUACGAUAUUGUAAACAGUAGAAACAGGAAACCCGAACCAACGUUAUGUAUUAGCUUCAUAAAGAUUCCUAGCUCUCUUUAUGCCUAUUGAUAUAAUCUUUAAA